GUGAGGAAGAGGAAGAUGCCCCGGGACCCCCAGGCAGACAAGGAGCUGAGGACAGAGCCCAGGGAGGACAAAUCCCCACGGCAGAACCUGGUGGAAGAGGCCGUUUUGAGCGGCUCCAUGGCGCAGGAAUCCAACGGGGAGGAAAAGCCCCAGAGAUCCGGCGGGAGGAGGGGCUGCAAACGCAGCCCAGGGUGCUCUGAGGAGGAAAAACCCACCGUGUGCCCGGAAGGCAGCUGGAGAUCCAGCCAGAGCUCAGACCUGGUGGUUCAUGAGCAUCUUCAAACCAGGGAGAAGCCCCACAAGUGCUUGGAAUGUGGGAAGAGCUUCAGCUGGAGAUCUCACCUGAUCCGCCACCAGAUGAUCCACACUGGAGAACGGCCCUACGAGUGUGGGGAAUGUGGGAAGACCUUCAGAGACAGCUCUGAGCUGAUCCGCCACCAGAUGAUCCACACUGGGGAGAGGCCCUACAAGUGUGGGGAGUGUGGGAAGUGCUUCAGCCGGAGCUCCAACCUGAUCCUCCACCAGAUGAUCCACACUGGGGAACGGCCCUAUGAGUGUCGGGAAUGUGGGAAAAGCUUCAGCCACGGCUCCAGCCUGAUCCGCCACCAGAGGAGCCACACUGGGGAGAGGCCCUAUGAGUGUACUGAGUGUGGGAAGAGGUUUACGACCAGCGGCCAUCUCCUCCUGCACCAGCGGAUUCACACAGAGGAGAGACCCUUCCGCUGUCCCGACUGCAGGAAGGGCUUCAAAUACAACUCCAUUCUUGUCAGCCACCAGCGCAUCCACACCGGGGAGAGGCCCUAUGAGUGUCCCAAGUGUGGCAAGAGCUUCACACAGAGCUCUAACUUGACCAGACACCAACAGAAGCACCGGUAAGUGAAGCCCUGCGAGUGCCCUGACUGCAGAAGAGCUUCGUCCGCUGCUCCAACUUCAUCCUUCACUGAAGGACCCACAUUCCCUGUAUCCAUGUUGGGAAGACACCUGGCUGGAUGUCUCCAUAUCCUUCUGAAUCCCCAUAGGCACCAGGGAUGAUGAUAUUUGGGAGGAUUUGGGGGUUCUGAGGGGAGAUGGAAGAGUUUUCUCAAUUGCUUUGCACUCCAGAAGAUGAGAGGCCUCGAUCUGUCACCUCACAACCACCGAAUCCCACUGAAAACUGUUCAGUUCCCACUCCAAAUGGCUCAGUCACAUUCCAAAAGUACUUGACCCUACAGCCCCCUCAAAAUCUUCAGGAGGGGCUGGAUGGGCAUUCAGAGGGUCUGGACGGAGUGGGAGGUACAUGGUGGGGGAUGGACAAUGGGAGGGGGGCAGGGGUUUGGAAUGAAGAGCUGAAGGCUGGGGAUGAUGAGGCCGGGGGGAAUCUCCUUUCUGGGUAUCCCCCAUAUCUGAGGGCAUUUGGUUUAUCCCCAGUUCCUGAGGGGUUUUUUGGGUACCCCCCGAUCCUGAGGAGGGGAUACAGGGAGACAAGGGAUGACAUGUGGCUCCGACACUUGGAGUGGGCACCACAGGGAGGGACACGGGGAGCCCAUUUAGGGGAAGGUCCUGCUCCUUUCUGACAAUUUUGGGGGCUAGAAAUGGCUUUUGGAGUUUUCCCGCUGUUAUAAAUGAAGUCUGUAAUUCGUGCUGUUAUGUAUAAAAAUGAACUGUAAUAAAACUAUACAGAGCCAGAGCUUCAAAGCCCUCCACCAGCCUGGCUGAGAGGAAAAUUUUACAACACUGGAGCAGUUGAAAAGGAAGUUCUUUCACCACAGAAGUAAUCAAUAAGUGAGGAUUCCACCCCAGGUGGGGUAGGAUCUUAUCACCGGGACAUUAACACUAUGAUGACUUGAUCACUAUCUUCUGGUAUCUACACCUCAGCCGAUAAGGAAUUGGACAUUCCGGGAACUCCAUUGAGGGUUCCAGGAAUCAAAGACAGACAAAUUCAGCACCGAAGAGUGGAAAUUCAUCACAUCUAGAAGACCCUUUGUCCAGCCUUGCACUGUGAAAGAAGAACUUAAUGAAUAUGUUAAAGAACGAGAAGAAUGGACUGGACUUGAACACUCCCCAAAAAUCGUAUAAAAAUAACCCGGACAAGGCAGCUGGCAUGAACUUGGGAGGUCUGAUGUGAUAGAGGUCAGAUCUAUGCAUGUUCACUAGCUCCGAUCCUGGGCUCAGUGCUACUUUUCUCGAUCUUGGCUUUUGAGACUGAUAUUUCGGCCGCAUAAUAAAUUUUAUUUCUUUAUUAA
Messenger RNA from Corvus hawaiiensis (hawaiian crow), 2222 nucleotides. Its product is annotated as zinc finger protein 239-like. The record is from RefSeq and is a predicted model, not a curated record. The annotation marks the transcript as partial. The transcript has 2 exons. NCBI's taxonomy places the organism in Eukaryota, Metazoa, Chordata, Aves, Passeriformes, Corvidae.